This is a messenger RNA of Rosa chinensis, 2138 nucleotides long. Its product is annotated as protein STICHEL-like 2. Gene Ontology annotation, molecular function: DNA binding; DNA clamp loader activity. Gene Ontology annotation, biological process: DNA repair; DNA-templated DNA replication. Lineage: Eukaryota; Viridiplantae; Streptophyta; Magnoliopsida; Rosales; Rosaceae. The record is from RefSeq and is a predicted model, not a curated record. Gene Ontology annotation, cellular component: DNA replication factor C complex; nucleus.
CCCAACCCAAUCUACUACUGCGAGCACUCUGAAAAACCCAGUUGGUCCCUUCUGUAGAACCAUGCAGUAUUCUCAAGGAAAGACAUCAGCCUCAAGAAUUUUUGCUGCAGCUCUUAAUUGUCUUUCACUGGAGGAGUACAGGCCGUGUGGUCUCUUCUGCGAGUGUAAUGUGUACUUUUCUGGAAGCAGCAGAGAUAUCAAGGAAAUAGAUUCUGUGAGAAUCAACCAGAGAGACCGGUUUAGGUGUCUUAUUAUGAAUGCAGCUACACCUCCCGUAUCUUCAUGGUUUAAGGUUUUCGUCAUUGAUGAGUGCCACUUGACGUGGGCGACUAUUUUGAGUAGCAUCGAUAACCUUUCUCAAAAUGUUGUCUCUGUGAUGAUCACUCCUGAUCUGGAUAAGCUGCCGCAUUCAAUAUCACGGUCCCAGAGAUAUCACUUCCCAAAGAUUAAGGAUGGUGAUAUUGCAAGCAAGUUGGGAAAAAUUUGUGUUGAAGAGGGUCUUGAGUUUGAUCAGGUUGCUUUAAACUUCAUCGCUGCCAAAUCAAAUGGUUCACUUAGGGAUGCAGAGAUGACGCUUGAUCAGCUAAGUUUGCUUGGUAAAAAAAUCACAAUGGGCUUGGCAUACGAGCUUAUUGGAGCUGUUUCUGAUGAUGAAUUACUCGAUUUGCUAGAUCUGGCAUUGUCAUCUGACACUUCUAAUACAGUUUUAAGGGCCUGGGAGUUGAUGAGAUCAAGGAUUGAUCCGAUGCAACUUAUAUCGCAGUUGGCAAAUCUUAUUAUGGACAUCCUUGCUGGUGAGGAAGGUGGUUCUGAAGUCCAGAAACAGUUCUCUCGUAGGCAUACCUCUGAAAUGGACCUCCAGAAACUGAGUCAUGCAUUGAAAAUAUUCUCUGAAAUUGAGAAGCAAUUAAGGGUAUCCAAGAAUCAAACAACAUGGCUUACUGCAGCUCUAUUGCAGCUAAGCUCUGCGGAGUCCUCCUCCUCAUUGGAUGCUAGUGAUACAAAGAGGCAGAGCUUCAAGAUUCUUGACCCUACUUCAUGCAAUGUCAACACUUCAGACAAGUUGGGAAUGCAAAAGGAUAUUGAUGAACAGUUGGAAUCCGUAUGGAAGAGAGCUAUAGAUUUAUGCCAAUCCAAGUCAUUCAAGAACUUUUUGAGGAAACAAGGAAGAUUGUCGUCUCUAUUUGUGAAUCAAGGUCUCGCUAUAGCUGAAUUGGAAUUCUGCCACCCUGAUUAUGUAUCCAAGGCUGAGAAGUCAUGGAAAAUCAUUGCAAGUGCACUCCAAUCUCUAUUCGGUUGUAAUGUGGAGAUCAGGAUCAAUCUUGUACGUGCUACCGAGUCAAAGUAUGCAAACGUGAAGAAGCCAUCUUUUAGGUUGUUCAGCUGUUCCCGCAGAAUGCAACAAAAGUCACCAUCUUUCUGUGAGCGCGGAAGUGGUUCAGACUACUCUUUAGUACACAUCGGAAAAGCCUAUAUUAAGUGAUGGACGUAUUUUACCGUGUUCCUGUGAUUGUGCUUCUCAACUGCCACAUAACUGCUGUGACAAAAUGGUGGUUGUAAGCACAUCGAGAAAUAGUGAAUUAGUUAACGUACUGAGCACAAGAGCGGCCUCAUGCCGCAGAUCGUUUGAAGACGAUACACCAAAGGCACCUGGAUUAAUGUUUGAUUCUUCAAAGGAAGAGGGAAGCAACCAGGACUGCCAGGUUUUAUCUUUUCAUCAACCUGAACAUCAACCAAGGUGUUUCCCGAGAACUCUGAGGAUUCAAAAGAAGUUGUGUUCCACAGUUGCUACUCAGGUGACUUGUUGCACCAAACUACAAAACAAGUUUGCAAUCCCAACUGUACAUCUUUUGACGCCUGUCUUUUGGGAAGCGAUUCAUAUGCUUUCUGCAGCGGCUCUGACAAUGGGAACAACGCCGGCAACUAUAAGGAGGAGUUGAAGGAAAAUUCAGGUGUGCUUUGUUGGAAAACCCUGCUUUCCUCAAGAAAGGAUUGGUAACUGAGGCAACAACAGCAAAAUUUGAAACUAGUUGGGUGGGUUCUUCCAUGUGCAACUGCUUAGGCUUAGUAGUUAUGCUGAAAAAAGUAGCUUAUAUGCUUUAGGACCUUCAAAGGAAUUCAUACCUCAGGAGCAUUAU